UGCGAACAGUGCAGCACCGUUUGACAUUUGACGCUCUUGUCAUCAUUAAACGACUUUAUCUCCUGGAAACUCCGGGAAUGAUAUAUUUGAUAAAUGUAGGAGGAGGCUGAUCAUUGUGAAAGUGAAAGUAAUGCUGUCGCGACACGAUUCUAUGCUGCUGAGAUAAUUGCAGACGAACAUCGCCAGCAUCAGAGCACGUCCGGUCGAUCUUUACACGUACACGUCUUUCUUUCAGUGCUCACCUUUUUUCGCUGCACCAGAGUAACAGAUACUUUGGACUGUUACGACAGAGGAGCCACGCCACUUGGUGAAGUCGUUCACUCACUAGUUUAAUAUGCAUGGUGGGCAACUGCACCUGAGUGCAAGUCUGGACGGUCAUUGUGGCAACAUGAAAUCAUGGAGAUGUGUGACCUGUCUGCUCCUCUUCGUGUUACUGGUUGACCUGUCAAUGGAAGGCUGUUACGACAAUUUUAACCUGACCAAAUUGACAGCAGAGAAUCUGAGUCGAGUUAUCACCCUGAAAAUACCUAAGGACAAACCAGAUCUAAAAGACAUAAUUAACUCUAGCCUCAUGGAUAAGGAUGCCCCAGAAUAUCAAAUAUACGACGACUGCAUCGACAGUGAUGAGAUUAAACACACCAUAAAUGUAACAUCUCAAGAGGGAUCUUCUCACAAUAUCUCUUACUAUCUCUUUCUGUGCUUGAUGGCGAGAGCAUUCAGUGUCCCUCCUGAGUAUAUAGUUGGCUGUGAAUACGAACUUUUAUGUGAGCACAUUUGCAACAAAUCAGCUACUGAUAAAACAACAGCAGCAACAACAACAACAAUGGCAACAACAUCAUCAGACACAACAGCAGCAACAACAACAACAAUGGCAACAACAUCAUCAGACACAACAGCAGCAACAACAACAACAAUGGCAACAACAUCAUCAGACACAACAAGAAGAUUAGGGAAGCUGCAGUGCAUGGUUCUUUGUCAUCAGACGGGCAUUUGUCAAACCAACUUGUCAUCCUCCUGGAAGUCUUUUUACCUGUCAACAAGAAACAUAAGACUCAUCUUCACCACAUGCCCGUAA
Monopterus albus (swamp eel) is the source of this 1075-nucleotide messenger RNA. RefSeq lists its product as uncharacterized. NCBI's taxonomy places the organism in Eukaryota, Metazoa, Chordata, Actinopteri, Synbranchiformes, Synbranchidae. The record is from RefSeq and is a predicted model, not a curated record. The transcript is spliced from 11 exons. The coding region runs from base 335 to 1075 and encodes 246 amino acids.